UGUUAAUGAAGACUCUCAUUACGCUAGCCAUGGCUGUUGCAAUCACUAUUGCAGCUACAACUACAACUCUUGCUGAAAUUUUAGGCUAUAAGUUCACAAUCAGUUUUUCUCAGAACUUCGCCAACAGUAGCAACUCUGAUGUGUCCUUGGGACUGACUUUUGGCUCUACAAUUGCUCCAUUGGCUAAUGGAUACUAUGCUUCUGGAGCUUGUGUCAAUGUGGGUUCUAGCAACUAUCAGCUCACCACUGCAAGCACCACUUUGAAGGGAUUUGCAAUUGAAUGGAAAUGUCAUUCAACCUGCACAUCUUUGAGUGCAGUGUACGAUUCAGUAAGUUUCUAUGCUGGUGCGAACUGGGGACAAACAACAGCUCACGUGGUGUCUGCCCAAGCUUCACUAAUGGCGGUGACAUAUCCUUUCGGAGUCAACGUCAACAACUCGACUGCAAAGACCGUCUCCCACUUCUUCAGUGGGUUGACUCCAACCCAACUUGCGGCCUCUGUAUACAUGCCAAACCAGACAGAGACCUGGUAUGUCAGAUGUUUUGCAAGAUUCAACAACGCAGCCAGCGCUUCCUUUGAUAGUGGAAUCGCUGACUUGGCUUCAACUUUAGGAAAUGGGAGGAACCUUUCAUUAGCACAUACGGCCAGUCCCAUAACAUCAGAUGGCUCCUCCCAAGAAUCUAGUGGAGUGAUGCCGGCUUUCGCCACCUUGGCCGUGGCUGGGAGCCUCUGCACUUAUUUUCUGUAA
This is a messenger RNA of Moneuplotes crassus, 749 nucleotides long. NCBI's taxonomy places the organism in Eukaryota, Ciliophora, Spirotrichea, Euplotida, Euplotidae. The record is from the annotation of a GenBank genome assembly.